Messenger RNA from Aedes aegypti (yellow fever mosquito), 1057 nucleotides. Its product is annotated as peptide methionine sulfoxide reductase. Bases 128 to 835 code for a protein of 235 amino acids. The transcript is spliced from 4 exons. The record is from RefSeq and is a predicted model, not a curated record. Gene Ontology annotation, molecular function: peptide-methionine (S)-S-oxide reductase activity. NCBI's taxonomy places the organism in Eukaryota, Metazoa, Arthropoda, Insecta, Diptera, Culicidae.
UACGUCCGAUCGGUACUCAAUCUUCUUCAAGUUCUUGGAAGUAAAGGACUGACUACUUUUCCAAAAGUUAUAUAUUUUUGAACUACUUCACUUUGUAAUAAAAACUUUCAAGAACUUUGCAUUCAAAAUGGUCGCAACGCACAAUCUAAUUGCCACAGAGAGGGUGGAGAAAAUCGAGACUCAGCCAUUGCAUCAUGUGAACAUCCCGUACGAAAAGGCCACCUUCGGUAUGGGAUGUUUCUGGGGGUGUGACUCGUUGUUCGGAGCUACCAAGGGGGUUCUGCGAACUUGCGUUGGAUACUCUGGAGGUACCACUCCAGCUCCGGUCUACAGAAACAUGGGUGAUCAUACCGAAGUGAUCGAGAUUCACUAUGAUCCGACCGUGAUCAACUUUUCCGAUCUGCUGGACCUGUUCUGGAACAACCACGAGUACGGUUUGACGACCCGCAUCAAGCGUCAGUACAUGUCGCUUAUUUUGUACCACAACGAGGAGCAACGUCGUAUUUCGGAAGAAAGUCGUGCCGAGGAGCAAAUCAAGCGAGCCCCGGAGAAGAUCAUUACCGAAAUUGCACCCGCUGGCAUUUUUUAUCCCGCUGAAGACUACCAUCAAAAAUACCGUCUUCAAGGUCAUCGCGAUUUGGCGAAGAGCAUUGGCUUGACGCCCGAGCUGCUUCACAAGUCCCAUGUGGCGGCGCGUUUGAACGGAUACCUGAUUGGCGUCGGAGGUCUGGAACAGUUCGAAAAGGACACCGACCGGUUGGGCCUGAAUACCGAUCAGGCGCAAUAUGUGCGCGAUUACGUGCGCGAGAAUGAGGGAGGCGGCAUUUUCUGCUGAGAUGAUUGACGAUGCCCUGUGGAAGAAGGGUGUGAUUAUUGCUUUUAUUUGACUGUUAGCGUUGUGGAUAAUGUUUUUAUAAAAUGUUAUCGAGAUUAUUACGAUAGGUUUAGGUUUAUGGAACUAGGUUAAGUAGUCAGUUGUAAAUCAAUCCAAUGGCUUCAGUGGAUGGAAAUUGCUGUCAAAACUGAAUGAAUGAAAUACACAUCUCUGUUUUAAUUU